AUGGUUGCUACACGCAGCCUGCAGCUUACGGUCAAGAAAACGACAAGACAACAGAAAACACUAGAAGGACAGCUGGUCAUGGUCAAGAACGGCGAGCGCGCGUCCAUCUCUUCACGAGUGGCAGAGUUGGACCAGAUCAUGCCACAGUAUUUAGGUGUCUCGAAAGCCGUGUUGGACUCCGUCAUUUUCUGCCACCAAGAUGAAAGCCUAUGGCCCAUGAGCGAACCCUCGGUGCUCAAAAAGAGAUUUGACGAAAUCUUCGAAGCGAUGAAGUACACGAAAGCUAUCGACAACAUCAAAGCGUUGCGGAAAAAGCAGAAUGAAGAGCUUGGCAAAUUCAAGAUCAUGGAACAACAUGCUAAGGAAGACAAGGACAAGGCUGACCGUGCAGAGAAGCGGUCUAUUAAACUGCAAGACGAGAUUGAGGAGUUGCGAGAUGAAACCCAGAAAAUGUCCAAGGAGCUGCGACGUGUCGCCGAAUUAGCCGACAAAGCCUGGAAGGAAUCCGAGAGCUAUGCUCAAGUGCUUGGUGCACUCGAGGGAAAGCGCAUCGAAGCCAAAAGCAUCGAGAACACCAUUGAAAACCUGAAGAGGCAUCUCGUUGAGCUGGACGAUUCGGAUGAGUGGCUGCAGUCGAACCUCGAGCAAUUCGAGACGAAGCAAAUCGAGUAUCAACAGCAGGAAGAGUCUCAGAAGGAGAACUAUGUGGAACUCAAAGAGAGAAUUGAGACAGCUCGACACAGAUUGGGUCUAAAGCAAGCGGAGAAUGGCAAGUAUGAGAAUGACAAAGCCAAUUUCGAACGCCAGAUUCAAAGACGCCAAACCAUGAUCACCGAGGCUGCUCGGAAUAACAAUAUCCGUGGGGUCGAUGACAACAUGGACCAGGCGGAAAUCGACGACUUCAUGCAGAAAAUACGGCGCUUUUUGCGGGAGCAGAAUCAGUCUUUAGAUCGCGUCAAACGCGAGGCCCAGCGCGAGCUUCGUGAGGUGCAGGACACUCUCAAUGAGAUCGGUCAGCGAAAGUCCGCUCUGCAGGAAACCAAAAAUGCGGCAAAGAGGCAAAUCGCGGCGAAUGAGAAGGAGGCCGCAGCCUACCAAGGGAAGCUAAAUGAGAUUGACGUCGACGAGGGCGUGCAAGCUGCUUUGGAGGCUAAGAUUGAAGACAUCACUUCAAGUCUUGACCAAGCGAAGGAGCGAGCCAACACUACCUCAUGGGAUCGAGAGAUCCAAAACAUCAACUCGCAGAUACAGCAUCUUGAGGAUGAGACCUCGAAACUCAAUGCCGAGCUUAUCGAGUCCACAAAGAAAGCGGGCGAUCUGGCUCGCUUGGACCAUCUCAAGAAAGAGCUCAAGGAUAGGGAACGCAGUCUGCAGACCAUGAAGAGCGCUCAUGGGGAUCGUCUUGUGAAAGUUGUCGGCUCCGAUUGGCAGCCCGAAAACCUGGAAAAGGAUUUCCAACGAGCAGUUGAUACUGAGUCAAAGCAGGUCGCUGAUGCCGAGCGAGUCCGGGAUUGUGUCCACCGAGAACUCGAGCAAGUCGAAUUCAAGCUGAAGAAUGCAAAGAAAAUCUUGAAGCAGCGGCGCAACGAACUCAAUGACUGCAAGGAGGAGAUUCGUCAAGCGAUCGACGCCGAGCCAGCUGAUUACCCUGAAGUUCUCAAGGAUCGUCAAGCCCAGUACGAUUUGGCUCGCAAAGAUGCUGAUCAAUUUGCUGGCUUUGGAGGGUACCUCGCCAAGUGUCUUGAUGCAGCAAAACAAACCAAAAUGUGCCGCACUUGCGCCCGAUCUUUCAGGAACGAAACAGAGCUCCAGAACUUUACCAGGAAGCUUGAGGCUCUGGUAAAGAAGGCUGGCUUGGAUGCCGAAGACGAGGGCUUGGGAGUUCUGGAAAAGGAUCUCGCGACCGCUCGCGCAGCCAACGGAUUCUACGAUCAGUGGAUUCGUCUUUCCGAGACUGAUAUACCCGAGCUGGAGAAGGAAGAGCAAGAAUGCGAAUCUCAGCGGGACGAGCUUUUGGACAAGCUUGAGAGUCACGAUCGGGUAGUCAGCGAGAAGCAAGAAAGCAAGAGAGAUGUUGAAACGCUGGCAAAGACAGUGACUACUAUCUCGAGAUAUGAUGCCGAAAUCAAGAACAUCAUGUCUCAAAUACAGGAGCUUUCCGCCAAGCAGCAGGACACUUCCCUGGCCCGCACUUUGGAGGAUAUCCAAGAAGAGAUCUCGGCCUCCAACGAAAAGUCUCGGGAUCUGAAAAAGACCCUUACAAAGCUUACCAAUGAGAAAGAGCAGACACGAAGCGAGAUGAACAAGCUAGAGCUUCAGCUCAGAGACGUACGGGACAGCCUCAACAAUGCCAAGUUCCAGCUGGAGAAAAAAGCCGACCUGCUUGUCCGGAUGGAGGAGUACAAGAAGCUCAAUGCCCAACAGAGGGAGGCAAUCCAAAAAGCAGACCAGGAUAUCGAGAAUUUGACGCCUGAAUUGCUCCAGGCCCAGAGCAAAUACGACGAUAUCAGCCAGAAGGCUGAAACUCGCGAACGGGACUUGCAGCACGAAAUCAACCGGUUGUCAGACAGCAUCCACCAACUUGACCUUGCCAACGAGGACAUCAAUUCGUACAUCGAACGAGGAGGUCCGAAUCAACUAGAGCGGAGCAAGAAAGAGAUUGCUGGCAUCGAGAGCGAGAUUACCCAAUUCGAAACCGAGCAAGGAGAGACAACAAGAGAGAUCAACAGGAUCUCUGCGCAGCUCAAGGAUAGUGAAAAUACGAAGCGGCAGUACUCUGACAAUCUGACGUAUCGUCAAGCCACACGGUCCUUGGACAAAGUUCUUCAGGAAGUUGAGGAACUGGAAUCACAAAACGCCGAAGUUGACCGCGGCCGUUUCAAGCAGGAGUCGGAGCGCUGGACUCGUGAGCACAAUGCCCUGGCUGCUAAACAGGCCAGCAAGAUGGGUGAAAUGAAGUCCAAGGAUGACCAAUUGAUGCAACUGCUGGCCGACUGGAAUACGGACUACAAGGAUGCAGCCUCCAAGUACAAGGAAGCGCACAUCAAGGUGGAGACCACAAAAGCCGCAGUGGAGGAUCUCGCUCGCUACGGCGGUGCUUUGGACAAAGCGAUCAUGCGAUACCACGGAUUGAAGAUGGAGGAAAUCAACGCCAUCAUCGGCGAACUCUGGCAAAAGACGUACCGCGGAACAGACGUCGACACGAUCCUCAUUCGUUCCGACAACGAAAAUGCCAAGGGUAAUCGAUCCUACAACUACCGUGUGUGCAUGGUCAAGUCAGGCGCAGAGAUGGACAUGCGUGGCCGCUGCAGUGCUGGCCAGAAAGUCCUGGCCAGUAUCAUCAUUCGCCUUGCUCUGGCAGAGUGUUUCGGCGUGAAUUGUGGUCUCAUCGCGCUCGACGAACCGACGACGAAUCUGGAUCGCGAUAAUAUUCGCUCGCUGGCAGAAUCGUUGCACGAUAUCAUUCGGGCUCGUCAGCAACAGGCGAAUUUCCAGUUGAUUGUCAUCACCCACGACGAGGAGUUCCUGCGCCAUAUGCAGUGCGGUGACUUUAGCGAUUAUUAUUAUCGUGUCUCGCGGAAUGAGAGACAGAAGUCGAUCAUUGAGAGGCAGUCAAUUGCUGAGGUCAUGUAA
Messenger RNA from Penicillium subrubescens, 3633 nucleotides. RefSeq names its product MRX complex DNA-binding subunit. Gene Ontology annotation, cellular component: condensed nuclear chromosome; Mre11 complex; nucleus. Gene Ontology annotation, biological process: double-strand break repair; chromosome organization involved in meiotic cell cycle; telomere maintenance via recombination. Bases 1 to 3633 code for a protein of 1210 amino acids. The record is from RefSeq and is a predicted model, not a curated record. The transcript has 2 exons. Lineage: Eukaryota; Fungi; Ascomycota; Eurotiomycetes; Eurotiales; Aspergillaceae. Gene Ontology annotation, molecular function: ATP hydrolysis activity; G-quadruplex DNA binding; double-stranded telomeric DNA binding.